UGCGGGAAAAUUCGGUAAAGUCACUUUUUCUGGUAAAAUUGAGUCACACAUAAAUAUGGGACAUAUUUAGCGAUCAAGGUGCUAUGUUGUGUUUUUAUUUACUUAGGUCUUCUGUUAUUGUAAAGUUGGUCUCAAGUUAUCAAACGUUUCUUUGAGAGAAGAAUAAGGAUAGUAUUUGGUUUUUCUGCUUGUAAAAAAAUAUUUAAACUUGCGUAAAAGGAAAUUAAGUUCUUGUAUACGUAAAAGUGUACAUAAAGAACGUGUAAAUGUGCGUGAAAAAUGCUAAAGUAGUUGAUGGUGAGGUUUCUGAUACUUUAACUGUUGAAUCGGAAAAUGUUUCACCAGUAGUUAAAGAGACUAAAAAUCCUAUUACUGAAGUUUCUUUAAAGUCUAUAUCUCAGCUUCGGGGAGUGUGGCGAGGAAUAUCACAAAAAGAUGGUGAUUCUAAUGUAUCAAAACAUCAAUUUUGGAAUACUCAACCAGUUGUUCAAAUCGGGGACAAAACCAUUGAAACCUCUACUGGUAGCAUCGAGAAACUAGGAGACAAGGAGACAAUCCCUGAAAAUCCAUAUACCCUUCCUUCACCAUUCAUGUGGAAGACAUGUAAUGUGAUGGAUGACAAAGAAUUGGAAGAGGUGUAUAUUCUGUUAAAUGAAAAUUAUGUGGAGGAUGACGACAAUAUGUUUCGAUUUCAAUAUUCUAAAGAAUUUCUUCGGUGGGCAUUGACUGUGCCAGGAUAUCAUCCUGAAUGGCAUGUUGGCGUUACGACAAACAAUCGAAAGCUAGUUGCUUUUAUAACGGGAACACCUGCCACAAUUUUCGUAAAAAAAGAAGCUCUAAAAAUGGCAGAAAUAAAUUUUUUGUGUGUUCAUAAAAAACUACGAUCUAAACGUCUGGCACCUGUUCUUAUCAAAGAGGUAACGAGACGGGUGCAUCGUACUGGAAUAGCUCAUGCUGUUUAUACUGCUGGUAUACUUUUAACUCAACCUGUCUCUGAGUGCAUUUAUUAUCAUAGAUCACUAAACAUAAAGAAAUUAGUGGACAUUCGUUUCACUAGUUUAGGACCCAGAACCACAUUGUCUAUGGCUCAGCGUCUUUAUAGACUUCCAGAACAAAUAAAUAUUUCUGGUUUGCGUCCAAUGAAAUCAAAAGACGUUCCACAAGCGUUUAACCUACUUUGUCAGAACUUAAAAGAGAAAACAAGUUUAUAUCCCAUCUUCACAUUAGAAGAAUUCAAACAUAUAAUUUUACCGUCUAAAGAUGUUAUCGUAAGCUAUGUUAGAGAGUUGGACAACAAAAUUACCGAUUUUUUUUCAUUUUAUUUCUUACCUUCUUCUGUGAUUGGGAACCCGAAAUAUAAAUUACUUAAUGCAGCUUACUCCUACUAUAAUGUUGCCACAAGUGUUCCGCUGGAAGACUUGAUAGGUGCUGCUUUAAUUAUAGCAAAAAGAUUAGGAGUUGAUGUUUUUAACGCGUUGGAUUUAAACGAAAAUUCUCAAUUUAUUGAAAAACUAAGAUUCGGCCGUGGUGAUGGUUCUCUUCGGUAUUAUCUAUAUAACUACAUAUGUCCUCCGAUGGAAGCGUCAAAUGUAGGAUUAGUCAUGCUGUAGAUUGAGCUUGGUUUCGCGUAAUAAUAAUUUAUUACUAACGCAAUCAAUGGUGGUGUUGUAAUUUAAAUUCAUUUUGUCAUAGUAUAGCAUAACAGGUUAAAUAUUUUUGAUAUAUUAACACAGUAUUUAAAAAAAAUUUAAAUUAAGUAACAU
Hylaeus volcanicus is the source of this 1763-nucleotide messenger RNA. Its product is annotated as glycylpeptide N-tetradecanoyltransferase 1-like. Gene Ontology annotation, biological process: N-terminal peptidyl-glycine N-myristoylation. The record is from RefSeq and is a predicted model, not a curated record. Gene Ontology annotation, cellular component: cytoplasm. NCBI's taxonomy places the organism in Eukaryota, Metazoa, Arthropoda, Insecta, Hymenoptera, Colletidae. Gene Ontology annotation, molecular function: glycylpeptide N-tetradecanoyltransferase activity. The coding region runs from base 267 to 1610 and encodes 447 amino acids. The transcript has 15 exons.